Messenger RNA from Alligator sinensis (Chinese alligator), 3663 nucleotides. RefSeq names its product matrix metallopeptidase 14 (gene MMP14). Gene Ontology annotation, biological process: zymogen activation; collagen catabolic process; skeletal system development. Gene Ontology annotation, molecular function: metalloendopeptidase activity; zinc ion binding. The transcript has 10 exons. The record is from RefSeq and is a predicted model, not a curated record. NCBI's taxonomy places the organism in Eukaryota, Metazoa, Chordata, Crocodylia, Alligatoridae. Gene Ontology annotation, cellular component: extracellular matrix. Bases 117 to 1829 code for a protein of 570 amino acids.
UAGGUGGCUCCAGGCCCCGCCAGCUGGCCCUGCUCAGAGUUAUUUUCCCCUCUCGCUCCCAGCCGCCUCGGAGUCCCUUGCGCUGGGGACAGACGAACGGACACACAGAGGCAGGCAUGGGCCCCUCUCUGCUCUCGGCUGGCCUGGUGCUGGGCUCCCUGCUCCAACUGGGAGUGGGAGACCCCGGCUUCAGCCCCGAGGCCUGGCUCCAGCAGUACGGGUACCUGCCGCCUGGUGACCUCCGCACCCACACGCAGCGCUCACCCCAGUCCCUCUCGGCUGCCAUUGCUGCCAUGCAGCGCUUCUAUGGCCUCCAGGUCACAGGCACCGCUGACCUCGAGACCGUCAAGGCCAUGAAGAGACCACGCUGUGGUGUCCCUGAUAAGUUUGGGGCCGAGAUCAAGGCCAACGUGCGGCGCCGGCGCUAUGCCAUCCAGGGCCUGAAAUGGCAGCACAACGACAUCACUUUCUGCAUCCAGAACUACACGCCCAAGGUGGGGGAGCACGCGACAUUCGAGGCCAUCCGCCGGGCCUUCCGGGUGUGGCAGAAGGCCACGCCGCUGGUCUUCCGGGAGGUGCCCUACGCCUACGUGCGUGAGGGCCGCGAGCCCCAGGCCGACAUCAUGAUCUUCUUCGCCGAGGGUUUCCACGGUGACAGCACCCCCUUCGAUGGCGAGGGUGGCUUUCUGGCUCAUGCCUACUUCCCUGGGCCCCACAUUGGUGGUGAUACCCACUUCGACCUGGCUGAGCCCUGGACUGCCCGCAAUGACGACCUCAGUGGGAAUGACAUCUUUCUGGUGGCUGUGCAUGAGCUGGGCCAUGCGCUGGGACUGGAGCACUCCAAUGACCCAUCAGCCAUUAUGGCGCCCUUCUACCAGUGGAUGGACACUGAGAACUUCGUCUUGCCUGAUGAUGACCGCAUGGGCAUCCAGCAGCUCUAUGGGGAUGAGUCCAGGGGCCCCAGCAAGGCACCUCCUGGGCCUCGCACUACAGUUCGGCCCCGUACACCCGACCGGCCCCACAACCCACCCUACGGCCCCAAGAUCUGUGAUGGGAACUUUGACACCAUUGCUGUGCUCCGUGGGGAGAUGUUUGUUUUCAAGGAGCGCUGGUUCUGGCGAGUCCGAAAUAACCGGGUGAUGGAUGGGUACCCUCUCCCAAUCGGGCAGUUCUGGGUCGGUCUCCCAGCGACUAUCAACACGGCCUAUGAGAGAAAAGAUGGGAAAUUUGUCUUCUUUAAAGGUGACAAGCACUGGGUGUUUGACGAGGCCAUCCUGGAGCCUGGCUACCCCAAGCACCUCAAGGAGCUGGGCCGGGGGCUGCCCAAGGACCGUAUUGAUGCUGCCCUGUUCUGGAUGCCCAGCGGGAAAACUUACUUCUUCCGGGGCAACAAGUAUUACCGCUUUACCGAGGAGAGCCAGUCAGUGGAUUCGGACUACCCCAAGAACAUCAAUGUCUGGGAGGGCAUCCCUGAGGCCCCCCGUGCAGCUUUCAUGGGCAGCGAUGAGGCCUACACCUACUUCUAUAAGGGCAACCGCUACUGGAAGUUCAACAACCAGAAGCUGAAGGUGGAGCCAGGCUACCCCAAGUCGGUGCUGCGGGACUGGAUGGGCUGCCCUGGGGGUGACAGGCCUGAUGAAGAGACCGAGGUCAUCGUCAUCGAGGUGGAUGAGGCGGGCGGCGGGGCUGUGGGGGCCACAGCUGUGGCCCUGCCCGUGCUGCUGCUGGUCUGUGUCCUGGCCGUGGGGGUGGCCGUCCUCUUCUUCAAGCGCCAUGGCACACCCAAGCGCUUGCUCUACUGCCAGCGCUCCCUGCUGGACAAGGUCUGAGGGGCGGGGCUCCCAGUGGGCCCACCCCCUGCAGGACAUGGAGGGAGGGGGCAGGGCUUCCCCCUGGCUACUCCCUCUUCUCCCCAUGGCUCCACCCACUCUCCCUGCUGCUCCGCCCCUUUCCCCUAUUCUCUACCUUCUAUCCUAUGUGAGGGUGGGGCUUGGGCUAGCCCCCCCCAAGCUCCUUCCCCUCCCUGCUGGCCAAGGCUUGAGGGGGUGAGACUUUACCCCAGUCUGCUGUCCCUAGAGCUCCACCAGGUGGAGGAGGUGUGAGGGGCGGAGCUUACCAUGGCCCCACCUCCCCCAUUGGCCAGGGCUUCGGGGAGGGAGGGGCUUCUCUCUGCCUUGCUCCCCAUGGGAGACGCGCUGAGCGCGCCUUGACCCCACAUCCCUCCCCCAGGGCCUAGCUCCACUUUGACCUCGCUGGGAAAGGUCAAAGUUCAGGUCCCCUGGUGGCCUCAUGACCUUGGCAAGGGUGCCAAAGGGAGGCUCUGAUGUGACGCCCCCGGCUGGGUCAGGGGUUCAAAACCAUGUUGGGUCCUCCCGCCCCCAACCUUGGUCAUCUGACCCUCUCCUCUCUUCCUGCUCCAACCAAUCAGCUUGCUUGACUUGUCCCUUUGCUCCGGUGGGGUGGGGCCAUCUGUGGAACGGAGGCCCCUGAUUGGCUGUUGGUGAAAGGGUGACUGCCAGCCAGGCAGGGCCCCUGCAAUCCACAGGGAAGCCAUGGGGAAAGAGGGUGAAGCCAUCAAAAGAAAAGGGUGUGACUUUGGGAGAAUGGGUGGGGCCUCCUCUAAGGGCGAGGCUAUGCAGAUGAAAGGGGAAGGGUCUCUGUAUUCCAGUGGGUGGGGCUUUGUAGACGAUGAGUGUAUACAUUCCAAGUGGGCGGGGCUAUGUAGAUAAAGGAGUGCUUGCAUUCUAAUGGGCGGGGCCAUGCAGAUGAGCCGGAGGGGGCUUUGCCUUACACUGGGGGAGCGCUAUGCCGGAGAGGAAGGGGCGGGGGAAAUGCAUUCCAGUGGGCGGGGCCAUGCAAAUAGAGGUGAAGGGUCUUUGCCUUCCAGGGGGAGAGGGCAUUCCACUGGGCGUGGCUAUGCAGGUGAGGCAGGAGAAAGGGCUGAUGGGAAAGAGGCAUGGGUACCUAGGGGGUGGAGCAACAGUGCAAGACAGUGGGGAAAGGGGGUGGCGGCCUCAUUUGGUCCCAUCUAAAAGCACCCCUACCAGUCAGUGCCCCCACCCUUGAGGCUCACUGUGUGGUGGAGGGGUGGUGGUGAACUGGGAGAAGGGAGUAGUGGGACGCGGACGGCUCCAUGUGGUGGGGAAGAGGGAGGCAGGGCUGUAUUUCGGGAGAUUCCCGCCUAAUCCCUUUUGUCCCCUCCCCUGCUCCUUUCUCCCCCUGGGGUUUCUUAUAGUCUUUUUUAUUUGGAGGGGGGGUAUAUUUGGGGGAGUUUUUAACGUAUAAUUUUUUUUAAGAAAAAGAAUCCUUAAUUAUUCUAUAGAAUAAAAAAAAAGGCAAUUAACGUUGGCACGUUAAUGGGGCGGGGGUGGGAUUGGGGCGAGGGGGUAAGUUACCUCACUUCCUGCGGGCCGGGCUCGGGGUAGCUAUUUCCCUCCAUUUCUGGUGUCACAGUGUCCGGCGCUGAACGAGCUUCCAAAAAUGUCCUGUUUUUUUAUUAUUAUUAUUAUUAUUAUUGGGGGGUGGGGGUGGGGGAGGGAGUGAAUUUGUUCCGUUCAGUAAUUUUCUCCCGCUCCCUCACCCCGAUUUAUUGUUAUAAUUUGAUAAUUAUUUUGCUAUCGAGAAUAAAAAGGAAAACACACACCCGUUUCCGGGACCAUCGAA